Biomphalaria glabrata is the source of this 2743-nucleotide messenger RNA. Its product is annotated as zinc finger protein 37-like. NCBI's taxonomy places the organism in Eukaryota, Metazoa, Mollusca, Gastropoda, Planorbidae. Bases 231 to 2543 code for a protein of 770 amino acids. Gene Ontology annotation, molecular function: protein binding. The record is from RefSeq and is a predicted model, not a curated record. The transcript is spliced from 2 exons.
UAAAAAGUAUGGCCAUGUGGUUGUGUGAUAUGCGCUCUGGACUUUCAUCAUGAGUGUCCUGGUUUUAACACUGCUGCUGCCACCCCCGCCAUCCUGCUGGAUGUUUGGGCUGGGUGGUAAUGAUCUUCAAAUCUGAAGGAGCAUCCGAAUAGUGUAAAACUUUUUAUUUUUAUUAUUUUAACAAGAUUUGUUACUUAUCAGUUUCUUACUUUCACAGGGUAUAAAAAAAAAUGGCUGAAGAGCAGAACAUGACAACACUUAUGCUGCAGUGGAGUGACCACAGUAAUAAACUUCUGGAGAAAUUAUACAUGCAGUGGAAGUCUGUUUCUUUUUGUGAUUUGUGCAUUGUCUCUAGCAAUAAGCACCUGGAGACUCAUGCGUGGGUUCUGUCUGCCUUUAGUCCUAGAGUAGCUUCUCAUGUCUCUAAAUGUACGAGUUCACUAGAAGGGAGAAAGCUUGCCCCACCGUACAUCAUGGAGGUGCAAUAUAACUAUGAGGUCAUGUCUGCCAUCAUCACUGCUUUGUACACAGGGGUCUUCAGCCCUCCAUCUGACUUUUUGCCAGAGACCUAUGCUGCAGUUAAGUGGUUUGAUAUUUCAGAACUCAAAGAACUUUUAGAGAAUCAUUUUGAUGAUGAUACCUUGUUACUGCCUGAAGACUUACAGUUAAGCAUCAGGGUCACUGACAAUAACACUUUCUGUGACGCAGUUGUAAAACUAGAAGAGUUAUCUCCGACUGAAGAUAGUAAUGACAUUGAUCUCCAGAACUGCAUUGUUACAACUUCUUUUCCUGACCUAAAAGUUUUAAAUGAGCUUAAUAGUGAUGCAGGAAAAAUGGUGCGAAGAACUGCCAGAAAGCGCAAGUCAUUACCUUGCAGGUAUGAUGGGGAGAUCUUUAUCAUAGGUCCACCCAAGAAGGAGAAGCCAUCCAGUAAGUCUGACUUCCUUGGAGUCAGUGAGGUGACGCACAAUGACUCAACCAGCAUCUCAUCUCAACUUGAUGUUAGGCUGAAAAAGUUAUCUGCAGAUGACAUUAACAUAUCUCAUACUCCACUGAAAAUUAAGGAAGAAGAGUAUCCCAGUAUGGAUACUGAUGCAGGCCAAGAUCAUAAUGACUUGACUGUCUCAGAAGAACAUGUUGACUCUAUUUCACAGUCAAGUGUCACCAUUAAAAUGAAUAAAAAGUGUAGGGACAAAACAACAGAAAAUAUGAAAAGAAAACAAGAGAAGACCAAAAGAACUAAAAUUGCAGAAGUGACUGACAAACUAAUACUUUCUACUACAAAAAGAAAAAAAGACAAAAACUUGAAUCUCAGUUCUGUAACCAGAGGCACCCAUAAAACUACAACAAUUAUAGAAGAGGUCAAGCACACUGACCCGAUUGGUCCUCUACUUUCUGACCUGGAUGCCAAAAAGUGUGAAAAGUGCUAUAUAACAUUACCCAACCUUGAAAUAUAUAAUCAGCACAUUAACGAUCACCCUGAAUUCAGUUGUCAAGACUGUGGCCAGAUAUUUUAUCGCAAAUAUGAUUGCACUAGGCAUCAGCGAAACAAACACUCUGGCCGCCCAUGGCUAAAGUGCGUUAAUUGUACAUUCCAAGCAUCUACGGAGAUUGGGCUGAAGAGGCAUUUUCAAGAGCUCCAUGGAGAUGACAAACCAUUUGUAUGUACAGUGGAAGGCUGUGGCUACAGAAGCUCCAGAUACACAGAAAUGGGCCAUCAUUUGCGAACGCACAGUGAUGCCAAAUCUUUUUAUUGCGAGAAAUGCGGUCAGGGGUUUGCCUUGUACAGAUGUCUUGUCUAUCAUCAGAGGUCUUGCUACCGCCUGCAGCCUUUUCUCUGUGACAUUUGUGGCCAGGGCUUUAACCACCAACAGUCUAUGCUUAUCCACAAGAGCUGUGUGCAUUUUGGUGUGAAGUCGUACACUUGUAAAGUGUGCUCACAUUCAUUCGGUAACCACAGUAAUCUUCGCAGGCACAUGAGAAUUCACAAUAAUUCAUUCCCGUACCCCUGCCCGGUCUGCGAUGAAAAGUUUAGGCAUUCCAACUCCCUCAAAAUGCAUCUGAGUGUCAAACACAAAGGAGAAGGUGACUUUCGGUUCUUGGUGAAGAACAGCCAACCCUGGAACAAACUAGGGGGCCAAAGCUACAAGCGAAGGUCGAAAAACCUGGCCACAGAUUCCUUGACCACUUCUGCAGAAACAGUUGUGGGUAAAGCAGCAACAGUCAACAAGAAGAAUAGCAGCAAAGCCAAAGGUAACAAGACCUCUGCCUCAAAUGGUGACAUUGUUGAAUCAAGGCAGAGAAGAUCAAAAAGAUCUGUAAGACCUACUUCACAGAAAUAUAAGGAUUAUGUGAUGCCUGGUUCAGAUUCUGACCUAAGUGAAUCCAACAAGAAAAGUACACGAAAAAGAGCAUGGGAUUCAAACUACGAACCCGAUGCCUUGUCAGAUAGAGAGUUAUUGUCCUCAGAUGACCAGCUAGACUUUGAUCAUGGAACAUCUCUGACUGAUGACAUUAAGAAUGAAUUCUCUUGUGACCAGUAAUUAAGAUUGAGCAUGGUAACCCUAGACAGUGCACUGAAAGCAGAAGCAGGUCUUUAGAUGGAAGGACAACUUCAAAUGAUGAUAGGAAUCAAAAUCUCACUUCGGAGCCCUCUGCCUUAUUAUUUCCUGUGUGAAGCUAUCAGCCCAAUUAUUUUUCAGUCUGUGUAGCGCAGUGCCCUAGCAUCUGCUGAUUAUGAUGC